GCCUGGCCCAAUCGGGAGCUACCUAAGCUUCCCCAAGAAGGCAGCCUCAAGACUACGUACGUGCGGCCACAAUAAUCACUGCAUCAACAUCACGACUCUACCUCCAACUUCGCCGCGCCUGCACGACCACCAUCGCGCAUUGAUUCCUACCUCUACCCAGUCCAGCAUCCGUCGUAAUAGAUUUACAUUGACGAAGCAACGAUGCCUACUACAACAGCAGAAACUCUCUCCCUCGUUACUCGAAACGUCACCGUUGCGCCCCUCGUCCUUCUCUCAGCCGUCGACCACUACAACCGAACUGUUUCUACCAAGACAAAGCGACGAGUAGUUGGUGUUCUUCUAGGACAAAAUGAUGGAAACGACGUGAGAGUGUCAAACAGUUUUGCUGUUCCCUUCGAGGAGGAUGAGAAGGACCCUUCAGUAUGGUUCCUUGACCACAACUAUGUCGAGUCGAUGAACGACAUGUUCAAGAAGGUCAACGCCCGAGAGAAGCUCAUAGGAUGGUACCACACUGGCCCCAAGCUACGCGCAUCUGAUUUGGAAAUCAAUGAACUCUUCAAGCGCUACACACCUAACCCUCUGCUCGUUAUUGUCGAUGUUCAGCCCAAGGAGUCGGGAGUUCCUACAGAUGCUUACUUCGCCGUUGAUGAGAUCAAGGAUGACGGCACAACCACUGCCCGAACGUUUGUUCACACUCCUUCCGUUAUCGAGGCCGAGGAAGCAGAGGAGAUUGGUGUUGAGCACCUGCUAAGAGAUAUCCGCGAUGUGGCCGCCGGAACAUUGUCCACACGAGUCACAAACCAGCUUCAAUCACUCCAGGGCCUGCACCUGCGCCUGCGAGAUAUCGGCACAUACCUCCAGAAGGUUCUCGACAAGCAACUACCAGUCAACCACGCGAUCCUCGGAAAUUUGCAGGAUGUCUUCAACCUGUUGCCCAACCUCUCGACACCCGAAGGAGAUGGCAAGUCUGGCGGUGGCGAGUUGGCAUAUGCGAUGAGCGUCAAGACCAACGACCAGCUUAUGGCUAUUUACCUGAGCAGUCUGAUCCGCGCCAUCACAGCAUUCCACGAUCUGAUUGAGAACAAGAUCCAGAACAGACAACAGCAGGAGGAGAAGGAGGCUAAGAAGGAAGAGAUCAAUGGCAAGGACGAGAAGAAGGAGGGCACCAAUGGUUCAAGCGGCGACUCCAAGGAGGGCGCGGAAAAGGACAAGGAGAACAAGGAGAUCAAGAAAUAAGGAAUAAAGACAAAAGACCUGGCAGAUGAACUAGACUUGGACUGAGGCACUUUGGCGUCUGGCGGAGGGGAACCACGGCAAAAGCGCCUUUGUACAUUGAU
This is a messenger RNA of Fusarium redolens, 1337 nucleotides long. Its product is annotated as maintenance of mitochondrial structure and function-domain-containing protein. The transcript has 4 exons. Lineage: Eukaryota; Fungi; Ascomycota; Sordariomycetes; Hypocreales; Nectriaceae. Gene Ontology annotation, cellular component: proteasome complex; proteasome regulatory particle. Gene Ontology annotation, molecular function: metallopeptidase activity; protein binding. Gene Ontology annotation, biological process: proteasome-mediated ubiquitin-dependent protein catabolic process. The record is from RefSeq and is a predicted model, not a curated record. Bases 202 to 1236 code for a protein of 344 amino acids.